Neoarius graeffei (lesser salmon catfish) is the source of this 885-nucleotide messenger RNA. Its product is annotated as high affinity immunoglobulin epsilon receptor subunit beta-like. Bases 183 to 653 code for a protein of 156 amino acids. The transcript is spliced from 8 exons. The record is from RefSeq and is a predicted model, not a curated record. NCBI's taxonomy places the organism in Eukaryota, Metazoa, Chordata, Actinopteri, Siluriformes, Ariidae. Gene Ontology annotation, cellular component: membrane.
CAACCAGCGACUUCCUGUGAGUGAAGAGCAGUGAAGCGGCGGCAGAACAAAAGCUCAAGAAAAUAAUUUAAUAACCAGAUUAGUAAACAUCUGAAUUUUCUAAUACAUGGCUUGGCGGAAGGAGGUAUGCCCUCUACCGAACAUCCUUCAAGUUUAAAGGAUCACAUCAACUCUCACUGAAAAUGCCACUACCUUUGAUGAACGUUGGCCUGAAAUCACUGGGGAUUAUCCAGACAAUGAUUGGAGCUGUGAUAUUCAUGUUUGGUUUCGUCAUCAAACAUACUCAGACUUUGGCUGUCCGUAGCUGCUCCGUAUACUGGGGGUCUGUUUGUUUUUUCAUCUCUGGUGUUCUGGCAAUUUCUACCGUGGACUAUCAUCAUCCCUGUUUGGUGAAAUUCUCGCUGCUUAUGAACGUGAUCAGCACUGUGGCUGCUGGCGUAGCCCUUGUGGUAUUCAGUGUUGAUCUGGGCCAACAUGCUAUAACACUACCAGAAUGUUCUGAUCUGGAAUCGUGUGCCUUAGUUGCCCUGUAUGAGGUUUUUCUUGGCACCUUUAGAGUGCUCCUGGUUUUCUCUUUACUUGAGAUGUGUGUGUCGAUCUGGUCAUUUGUCCUGAUCUGGAAAGCCAGAGACUCCACUGAAGCUAGGUCUUAGGCAAAUGUUCAUCAGCUCAACAAUCCAUGGGAGGAAAGCCUCAACUCACCUUAAUGCAUCUUCAGAGUUUUUUUUUUAUGUCUUGUUGUGUAUGCUUAAAACAUAUGACAUGAUUUUCUUUUUUUAAAAUGUACCAAAUGGGACCAAAUUAAUCCUGACAAAAUUGUUUAUCUUCAAGAUUACACUGAUUUUAUGAUGUACUUUUCUGAUGUGUGUCAGUAACAUAUUUUCC